AUGAAGAAUAAAAACUAUGGAAAAGUUUCUGCAAAAUGGAUUCCCAUUUUUUCCAUCUUUUUCUUCUUGCUUGGGAUGAUUUUCACCAACAAAUUCUGGGGUCCAUUAGAAACCAACAAUCAGUUCAUAUCUCAGCAUAGACAUGAACAAGAGUUGCAGAUCGUCUCCGAGGAUUGCGCGACAAACAAAAAGGGGUCAUCUGUAACUUCUAAAGAGGGACCUCCAAGGAAGAAGGCAUUUAUGGUAAUUGGAAUUUAUACGGCUUUCUGUAGUAGGAAGAGACGGGAUUCCGUUAGAGAGACUUGGAUGCCUCAAGGGGAACAGCUUCUCAGAUUGGAGAAGGAGAAGGGGAUCAUCGUCCGCUUCAUGAUUGGACAUAGCGCAACAUCCAACAGCAUAUUGGAUCGAGCUCUUGAUUCUGAAGAAGCUCAACACAAGGACUUCCUCCGGCUGGAUCAUGUUGAAGGAUAUCAUGAACUGUCUGCAAAAACAAAAAUUUUCUUUGCCACUGCUGUUGAAAAAUGGGAUGCUGAUUUCUAUAUUAAAGUUGAUGAUGAUGUCCAUGUCAAUUUGGGUACACUUGCUGCAACUCUUGCCCGACAUCGAUCUAAACCACGAGUUUACAUUGGGUGUAUGAAAUCUGGACCUGUUCUUUCUUCAAAGGAUGUAAAAUACCAUGAACCAGAAUUUUGGAAAUUCGGAGAAGAAGGAAACAAAUACUUCCGUCAUGCAACUGGGCAGAUAUAUGCCAUUUCGAAAGAUUUGGCUACAUACAUCUCAAUCAACCUGCCCAUAUUGCACAAGUAUGCCAAUGAAGAUGUGACGCUUGGUGCAUGGUUCAUCGGUCUUGAAGUCGAGCACAUUGAUGAACGCAAUAUGUGCUGUGGAACUCCUCCAGAUUGUGAAUGGAAGGCACAAGCAGGCAAUGUAUGUAUUGCUUCCUUUGACUGGAGUUGCAGUGGAAUUUGCAAGUCAGUAGAGAAGAUCAAAUUUGUACACGAAAGGUGUGGUGAAGGAGAUGAGGCUCUUUGGAAUGCUUUACUAUAA
Fraxinus pennsylvanica is the source of this 1047-nucleotide messenger RNA. The record is from the annotation of a GenBank genome assembly. NCBI's taxonomy places the organism in Eukaryota, Viridiplantae, Streptophyta, Magnoliopsida, Lamiales, Oleaceae.